This is a messenger RNA of Vespula vulgaris, 2737 nucleotides long. It is a transcript of the gene Pbp45, whose product is annotated as snRNA-activating protein complex subunit 1. Lineage: Eukaryota; Metazoa; Arthropoda; Insecta; Hymenoptera; Vespidae. Gene Ontology annotation, molecular function: sequence-specific DNA binding. The transcript has 7 exons. Gene Ontology annotation, cellular component: snRNA-activating protein complex. The record is from RefSeq and is a predicted model, not a curated record. Gene Ontology annotation, biological process: snRNA transcription by RNA polymerase III; snRNA transcription by RNA polymerase II. The coding region runs from base 122 to 1003 and encodes 293 amino acids.
UUUUGACAAUAUAUUGUUCCUGUUGAAAUCUUUUCGCACGUGUUAUUACAAUAUUUUAUAUUACUAUUUGUAUAAUUCCUGUUAUAAAAGAUUUUUGAAAUUAAAUUAUUUGAAUAAAAAGAUGAGCACAUCUUUUAAUAUAACUGCAGGCUUUAGGGAAGAUUGCGCAAUAUUAAUCGAUCGUUUCGAAAAAGUUGACGAUAUAAGGUUUAAAAGUUUUUGCGAAAUUUGGAAAGAUUUAAAAUUUAGUUUAAUCUUUAAAGACAAAGAACAUGUUGCAGAAUUAAUGGAGUUUUGCGAAGAAAUAUUACAUCUAACGAAACAGUAUUUGUUUUCUGGUACAUUCAAAGAACGUAUUUGUGGCUUAUAUCUUUUAUAUGGAAUAUAUUUCAAAAUGCCAUGUUUUCAAUUUAAAAUUAGAAUUACAUUAACAGAGUGGCAAAUGAUUAUGGAAUUACAUAAUCAAAUAAAGGAAGGAGAACAUCAUGAUGCCAAUUAUGUAUUAAGCAAACUUAUCAUCAAUAAUGCUUUUAAACAUUGUCUUUUUGAUCAAGAGAUUAGCUUUGAAAAAUGCUUCAGAAAAAGAUAUUAUUAUAACAACAAUCCUUAUUCAGUUUUAUCGUCUAUUAAAAAUAUGGGUGAGAAAGAUCAAAUGUUUGAAAAGAUAAAUAAAUUAAGUAAAAUGUAUCACCAAAAGAAAUGUGAAGCAAUUAGCAGCAAUACUGAUAAUUGCAGUUUAAAUUUAUUUAAUUCUAAUUUUGCGACUGAGAUUAUAAAUGAUAUUCAUAAGUUUAGUAGAGGUAAGGGAUACAAUAAAAAAAUGAGUACAAGUGCUUCAAAAAAAGAUAUUAAAGAAAUAGAAAGUGACAAGAAAAUAAAACAAUCUCAAAGAGAUCUAGACGAUGCCUAUCUCUCUUCUUCAAGUGAUCUUGGAAGCAAUGUAUCACCAUUAAAUAUUACUGAUAACAAUACUGAAAGUUCAAUGAAUGAAUUUGCAGAGUAAAAAUAGUAAAAUAAUCUCUUCUGCUUGAAUAUGACAAGAUUUCAUAUUUUUAGAGAUAAUGUCACAUGUUAUGGCCUAUGGACAUUAAAGCGAUUAAAUUAAAUUCCUAAACGUGCGUUGGAAAUGCAAUUCAAUUAAAUUUCUAAACUUAAAAAAGUUGGUUACACAAUAACCUGCAGUGCUUUUGUCUGAUCUUUUUUAUAGCAUAAUUAUAAUUAUAUAGACAAAUAUACAUACAUAUUUAUAUAUGUGUAUAUAUAUAUAUAUAUAUGUAGUUUGUGUAUAUAAAAUAGUAUAUUGCUUUUUUAUUAUAAAAUCUCCUUUGAUGUUACUCAUCAAGCGGCUUUUAGCGAUAAAUAUAUUUAAUUGUUGACUAUGCCACACAUGCGCGCGCGCCCGCCCAUGUACACACACACACUCACACACACACACACACGUUUGUAAUUAAAAAAUAUAAUCUUAUGGCAAUAUCUAAUAGAUAUUUGAACUUUUCAAUAGACUUUUAACUGGUCAUUGUCAUCAAAUCCAGCACUGUGUCCUGCAUUGCGCACAAUAAAACUUGUUCCAUCGUAAUGCAUGCGCCGUUCUCCUCGACGUACAAAUAGAUGAGACGUUUGACCCAACGAUGCUGUGCAAUGUAGAAACGGAGUUGUCAGGGAUGCUGUUCCAUUGCUAGGUGACGUUCGUAGCUGAUACUUGUUGCUAUUACGUGCAAUUCUGUUGAAAAUUAUAAUGAAUUUGUUGCAGUUUUCAACACCUUCAUCCGUCAUCCAAUAUUGAGCAGCUCCCAAAGCUGUGGCUGCUUCUUGCAAACACGACGAUCCAUGUCGCGAGCCGGAGUAAAAAACACUUAAUGAAAAGUCCUGAAAUAGCGUCAAAAUGAUGUACAACUGAUGCAAUUGCAAUCGUUACUUGUUUACAAAAUCGAUAAUCUAUUACUUGACUCAUGUCCGAAAACGAGUCAGUGGUUGUUCUAGUUCCCGCUGCAUCCACUAAAUAUACAAGAGCACAUUGUUCACAGAAAUGACUAACUUAUUAUUCCCAUGCGUAUCGUGGGCCAAAAUUUCAACACGCGAUCCAUAUUGAUAUAUUCUUCCAUUUGGAUGUAGUAAUGCAGCGGCUGCUCCAGAACAGCUUAACGAAAGCACGAUAUUAUUCUGCACUGACGAAAGAUGUAUAUAACACAUAUGUGUAACUGUUUUGUGAGUGCUCUUUUUUUCGUUAUUACUGCGAUAACGUUAUUGUAUCGCGUUAAUAUAAGUAUAAUAACGAUAUAUACGCGCAGAAUGAUCAUAGAAUGAGAAUUGUUGUUCGUCGAAUGCCAUCGAAGCGAAGCGAAAUGAAGAUCCAAAAUAACGAGAUAAAACGAUGGGCACACCUUAAAAUUGAUCACUCUUACAGCACGAUCGACCGUCAUGUCAACUCGGAUCCUAUUGCGAAGUCUCAGGGAAAUGGUACCAUGUGGCGUGGCAACAGCACCUCCUGCAGUUGCAUCGGUCUCGUGUUCUCUCCAAUUUUCUGUAUAAAGGCAGGCCUCCUCCGUCGUGUAAUACGGAGUGGCCAUUGUUUUAGGAGUUCUUGGCUGUCUCCAAAUCGCCGCUGAACUCGAAUAAGUAGUUGCACCCGUUAUACCGCUCCAUUGGUCCGCUGGUGGUGUUUCGAAGUACUUGGAAAAUUCAUUGUACCGCUGAAAGAGUUUGUUCUCGAAUGAUUAAAAAAGAGCAGACAUGAGAA